Molecule: messenger RNA, 6924 nt
Organism: Scophthalmus maximus (turbot)
Lineage: Eukaryota; Metazoa; Chordata; Actinopteri; Pleuronectiformes; Scophthalmidae
Gene: cluha
Product: clustered mitochondria (cluA/CLU1) homolog a
Exons: 27
Coding region: 220-4416 (1398 amino acids)
Biological process (GO): intracellular distribution of mitochondria
Cellular component (GO): cytoplasm
Molecular function (GO): protein binding; mRNA binding
Source: RefSeq, a predicted model, not a curated record
CGAGGAAACCACGUGUGAUCCCCGCCACCAUGCACAGCGCUGUCCUUCCUCCGUAGACUUGUUUUUGUAAGCUCGUACCCUUCGCAUGUAGCCAAGCUAGCCCGAGUUAGCCGGAGAAGCAGACAAGGAUCUUUUCUUUUCUUGAAUUUCCUUCGCGAGACUCUCACACAUUCGAGCAGAGCUGCUGGGGGAUCUCUGUGGCCACACUGACUGCCGACCAUGGUGAGCAAGACAGAUGACAUCCCGGCGGCAGUGCCCGACUGUAAUCCGGUUGAUCUUGCGGAUGCAGCCGGGGAUGGAGCCCAAGAAACCCCCAAGACACGUCUGAAGGAUUCCUACGAUUGUGGGCACAGUGCAGACACAGCCAUGACGAACGGGGACGGGGCUCACGAGCAGACGGAGGUGACGGAAUCGAAGCAGGAUGUUACCAGUGAGGUGGACGGAGGAGAGGAGUCCAACGAACAGGAAGUGAUAGUGAUCCAGGACACAGGCUUCACUGUGAAGAUCCAGGCACCGGGAACAGAGCCGUUUGACCUGCAGGUGUCCCCUCAAGAAAUGGUACAGGAAAUCCACCAGGUGUUGAUAGACCGCGAGGACACCUGUCACCGCACCUGCUUCUCCCUGCAGCUAGACGGAAAUGUGCUGGACAACUUUGCGGAGCUCAAGUCCAUCGAGGGCCUGCAGGAGGGCUCACUGCUGAAAGUGGUUGAAGAGCCCUACACCGUGCGUGAAGCUCGCAUCCAUGUGCGUCACAUCAGAGACCUGCUGAAAAGUCUGGACCCCUCAGACGCCUACAAUGGAGUGGACUGCAACUCCCUCUCCUUCCUCAGCAUCUUCACCGAUGGAGACCUCGGAGAUAGUGGUCAGCGCAAGAAGAAGGGCAACGAUCUGGAGCAGAUUGACUGCACCCCCCCAGAGCACAUCCUCCCUGGCAGCAAAGAGCGCCCCCUGGUGCCCCUCCAGCCACAGAACAAGGACUGGAAGCCUAUGCAGUGCCUGAAGGUCCUAACCAUGAGCGGCUGGAACCCUCCGCCGGGAAACAGGAAGAUGCACGGUGACCUCAUGUACCUGUACAUGGUGACUGUGGAGGAGCGCCAUAUCAGCGUCACUGCCUCUACACGCGGCUUCUACCUCAACCAAUCUACCACCUACACCUUCAACCCCAAACCAGCCAAUCCCAGCUUCCUGAGCCACUCUCUGGUGGAGCUGCUGAGCCAGAUCAGCCCUGCCUUCAAGAAGAACUUCACUGCCCUGCAAAAGAAAAGGGUCCAGAGACACCCCUUUGAGAGGAUAGCCACGCCCUUCCAGGUGUACAGCUGGACCGCUCCGCAGGUCGACCACGCCAUGGACUGUGUUCGUGCCGAGGACGCCUACACCUCCCGCCUGGGUUAUGAAGAGCACAUUCCUGGACAGACCAGAGAUUGGAAUGAGGAGCUGCAGACCACCAGAGAGCUUUCCCGGAAGAACCUGCCUGAGCGGCUGCUGAGGGAGCGGGCCAUAUUCAAGGUUCACAGUGACUUCGCAGCUGCUGCCACUCGAGGAGCCAUGGCAGUAAUUGAUGGCAACGUGAUGGCCAUCAACCCCGGUGAGGAAACGCGCAUGCAGAUGUUCAUCUGGAACAACAUCUUCUUCAGCCUCGGCUUCGACGUGCGGGACCACUAUCGUGAGCUGGGCGGAGACGCUGCCGCCCACGCAGCACCAACUAAUGACUUGAACGGAGUACGAGCUUACGGCGCAGUGGACGUGGAGGGUCUCUACACCCUGGGGACAGUAGUUGUGGACUACAGAGGCUACCGUGUCACCGCCCAGUCCAUCAUCCCGGGUAUCCUGGAGCGUGAGCAGGAGCAGAGCGUCAUCUAUGGAUCCAUUGACUUUGGAAAGACUGUUGUGACGCACAGCAAAUAUAUGGAGCUGCUGGAGAAGACCAGCAGGCCACUCAAGGUCCAGAGGCACAACGUACUGAACGAGAAGAACGACUCCGUGGAACUGUGUUCCUCUGUCGAGUGUAAAGGCAUCAUCGGAAAUGAUGGCCGACACUAUAUUCUGGACCUCCUGCGUACUUUCCCUCCUGACCUCAAUUUCCUGCCCGUGGAUGGAGAGGAGCUGCCUCCAGAGAGUCGGCACCAAGGCUUCCCUCGCCAGCACCGCCACCGCCUGGCUUGUCUCCGCCAAGAGCUCAUUGAGGCCUUUGUUGAGCACAGAUAUCUUCUCUUCAUGAAGAUGGCGGCGUUACAGCUCAUGCAACAGAAAGCAAACAAGGACACUAAGACUGCCAUACCUGCCAUCACACAAACCUCAGAAACCCCCACAGAAAGCAAUGCAGAGACAAGCCAUACACAGACCACUGCAUCAGAUUCUCCUAAUGCAACAGAGGCCUCCACAGACGGCACAAGCCAGACAGACAACAGCACCUCUGGUGCCUCACAGGCUGCAACUGCCAGUGAGGAAAACCCGUCAAAGCCCGCCACAAACGGGCCUGUAGACCCCGCAGCCACCCAGAAUGGGGAGUGCAAGAGCCCACUGGAGGGUAAGGAGCUUGAGGAAAUUAUUCCCGGAUUAGCUCAGGCCAAAGAGCUGGCGGAGACCUUAGUUGCUGAAGAUGGAUCUGGUAUUGAUCCUAAAAGCCGUGAGGUCGUCCUCAACGCUUGCAAGGCAGUCGGCUCCACCAGCAACACAUCUUUUGACAUUCGCUUCAACCCUGACAUCUACUCCCCAGGAGUGCGUUUCCCAGAUGACAGUGCAGAUGACGUCCAGAAGCAGAAGCAACUACUUAAAGAUGCUGCUGCCUUCCUGGUGUCCUGUCAGAUCCCAUCACUGGUUAAAGACUGUUUGGACCACAGUGCUCUGCCCAUGGAUGGAGCCACACUCACAGAGGCGUUGCACCAAAGAGGCAUCAACAUUCGAUAUUUGGGCACCGUUCUGGAGUUCGUGGACAAAACCCCUGCUAAAGCUCAGCUGGAGCACUUCUAUAGAAUAGGAAUCAGUGAGCUGAUCACCAGAUGUGCAAAACACAUCUUCAAGACUUACCUCCAGGGCGUGGAGUUGUCUGCACUCUCUGCUGCUGUAAGUCAUUUCCUGAAUUGCUUACUGAGCUCCUUCCCUGACGCUGUCGCCCACCUGCCUGCCGAUGAGCUGGUGUCCCGCCGCAAAAGCCGUAAACGUCGUAAUCGGGUCCCUGGCGGCGGAGACAACACGACGUGGGCCAGCCUGACGCCCAGCGAGCUGUGGAAGAACAUUGCCUCCGAGUCCCAGAGCUACUACCACUUCACUGUGCAGUGUGAAAGCGUGGACCAGGUAGUGGAGAAAUAUGGCCUCCAGAAAUCCACUCUGCUCAGAGAAAUUUCUAUCAAAACUGGCAUCCAGAUUCUGAUAAAGGAGUACAACUUUGAUAGCCGCCACAAGCCUGCCUUCACAGAAGAGGACAUCCUGAAUAUUUUCCCUGUUGUGAAGCACGUUAACCCCAAAGCCUCUGAUGCUUUCCACUUCUUCCAGAGUGGACAGGCCAAAGUACAGCAAGGUUUCCUGAAGGAGGGCUGUGAGCUGAUCAACGAGGCUCUCAACCUCUUCAACAACGUGUACGGACCCAUGCAUGUAGAGAUCUGCGCCUGCUUGCGCCUGCUAGCACGCCUCAAUUACAUCAUGGGAGACCACGCUGAGGCUCUGAGUAACCAGCAAAAAGCCGUUCUGAUGAGUGAAAGAGUCCUCGGCAUCGAGCACCCCAACACAAUUCAGGAAUAUAUGCACUUGGCUCUGUACUGCUUUGCCAAUGGGCAGCUGUCGACCGCCCUGAAGCUGCUUUAUCGAGCCCGUUACCUCAUGUUGGUGGUCUGCGGGGAGGACCACCCAGAGAUGGCACUGCUAGAUAGUAACAUUGGGCUGGUGCUGCACGGGGUGAUGGAAUAUGAUUUAUCUCUGAGAUUCUUGGAGAACGCCUUGACCAUCAACACAAAGUACCAUGGAACCCGAUCCCUCAAAGUGGCCCUCAGCCAUCAUUUGGUUGCAAGGGUUUACGAGAGCAAGGCCGAGUUCCGCUCUGCACUACAGCAUGAGAAGGAGGGCUACACCAUUUACAAGAACCAGAUGGGUGAGGCUCAUGAGAAAACCAAGGAGAGCUCAGACUACCUGAAGUAUCUCACCCAGCAGGCCGUGGCUCUUCAGAGGACCAUGAAUGAGAUCUAUAAGAACGGCUCCAACGCCAGCAUCAUGCCCCUAAAGUUCACUGCCCCCAGCAUGGCCAGCGUCCUGGAGCAGCUGAACAUUAUCAACGGCAUCAUCUUUAUACCUCUCAGCCAAAAGGAUCUGGAGAACCUGAAGGCAGAGGUUCAGAGGCGGCAGCAGCUCCAGGAGCUGGGGAAAAGCGAGGAGCCAAUCGAAGACAGCCCACUGGAACUAGACGAUAAAAUUCCCAUUGAUUAAUAUCCAAAAUCCCUCAGCACACUCCUGCUUUCUGCUAUUAGGGUGGGAGGGGGUAGCCCGUGACGAAACGGCCAUGUCACUGGGCCUGUGGACCUGAGAACCAAGCGGUGUAAAUCGGCAUUGAAAUAAACGGGGGGAGGGAGGGAUGGAUUGGUCAAGGCAGUCCAGAGAACAAACUGUAUAAACUAUAGGACAAAUGAAUACAGAGCAGGGAUUUCCUACAAGGUACUAACUGAAGGAGGAGAAAUACAAACAGAAUCAAUGUUAAAGUGCAAUCUUAAAAAAAAUAAAAUCCCCAGCCCAAGAACGGGUUGAUGAAGUCACUGAAGGUGUUGGCUGCUUAGAAAUAUGAUUAUAUAUGAAAGUGUUUGCAGCCGGGGGAGGGAGACCAAGGAUGACCAUGACAUUGUAUACCAGAGCCUUAUCCACUGUACCAUAAUCCCCAAGUAAUGAUUCUUCUUAACUCAAACUUCCCACAACCGCUAUUAUCCCAGGACCACAUUCUGCCCUGUCAUUCCCUUAAGAACCUUGAAGAACCCCAGGCCUGUAUUUCCCCUCAACCCCCUGGUGCUCUAAAUAAUAAAUCGCCUACCCUGUCCUAGAACUCAGGGGUACUUUAUACUGUGCACUAAGACCAGGAUACAGUCAAUAAAUUUGAGAUCAUCGUAAGUGGGGCUUCAGAAUGUAAAUUUCCCUCUUUGUGGCUUCUUUGAGCUACUAAGCAACGAUCGCUCAUCAUUCUUUCUGCGAUCCUCGAUGGUUGAUUUAUUUGAUCUGUUCAAUUAUUUGUACCUACGACAUCCCACGUGGGUGCCUGCUGUGACCCAUGGUUCCUGAAUAUCCAAACAAACAAACAAGCAAACAAUAUAGUGACACAUUAAUUAGCUUUCAGCUGUUUUUUUUUUUUUGUUUUUUUAAGUAAAUAAACUUUUUUGUAAAAGUGCACAGGAGAAUAAAAAUGGUAUUUUAGGACCUGUUAAUCAUCAGUUAAUUUAAGCCAUGUCUGUUUUAUAGAAAAUGUAUAGAAGUGGAAAAAAGAUGUAUAAAUCUCUAUCGGGUUUAGACAUGUUCUCAAUGGAUGCGAAUGGAUAAAACGCAGAUUUGAAAACGUCCAUUUUAUGCAGUAGAUUUAUUGAUCUAUAUAGUAGCUGUGUCCAACUUUCUAUUUUUACACAUUGAAAGAAAAUGUGCAUGUAUGUUUGUACGUGUGACAGUGUGUGUGUCUUUGUGUCUAAUCUAUUGGCCAGAGCUGUUGCUGCUGCAUAGUUAUGAAUAGAGGUUGAGUGAACAUUGGCUUUCCAGAUGUUUUAUUUUUCUACACACAGUUAACCUGUUGGAUGGCUGAUGCCUCUCUUCUUAAAACAUUCAUGGCCUCCAAUGUUGUCAAUCUGUUUAUGCAUCGAUUGGUCUUGAAAGGAGCCUCUUUCCACCAUCGGACGGGUGCUCAACAUUGGCAGUAGUGAGUGAUUUAUUGUUGCUGGGUGUAUUUUUGUUUUGUUUUUUGUUUUUCCUUUUUCAUUAUUUGGUUAUGUCAUCUUUUCAUAUGUAACCGAGACAAAAACCAGCCAGGAGUGUCUGUUCACUGAGCAGUAUUUAGUGCACUUUCUUGUGCUGUAUGGGUGUGUUAACUUUCACAGCACCACCAAAAGUGGACAAAAGAAGGGCUGCCUCAAUGUGAUGUACCAAAAAAAAAAAGAAAAAAGACUGAUAAAGGUUUGUUUGCGCUUGUAUACAUGCAAUGUUUCCCUCCCGUGGCAAUUUGUUACUUAAUUGUUGCCGUAUCUAAAUGUUAAUGUGAUUAAAGCAAUAGAGCGAGUGAGUGCUGGAACUGAUUUUGAGAGAAUGCAGUUUUUACUUGGCACAAAAUGUGCAACAUGGACUACUUACUGUACUGGCUGAAUUACCUGCAAAUACAGGAGAUGUAGAAAAACAAAACAAAAGGUGAGCUCUUGAGUCUGAGCCAUGAGGUUAUUACAAUGAGUUUCCUGAUUGUGCUCCUAAAACAUGAUGCCAUAACAUGCAGUAGCAGAGCCUGGUGUGUAUUGUGCCUCUUAUUUAUGCUUCUGAAUGAAACGGGUGAUAACAGGUUAAAUACUAAACGCUUCAUAAUAAUCAUAUAUGCUUCUUCUGGUUUUCUGUUUCUGUUAUACUUUCUUCAGUUUAGUUAUUUACUUAUCCCCCCGUUCCCCAAGUCUAGCUCAACAAUACCAUCAUUGUCCAUGAGGUGGCACACUAACAUUUGUUCCAUGUUGUGAAGGACAUUUAUUGAAUCAAACAUCAGGCAGAUGUUGUGUAAAUACACAUAAAUACAUACAUGUAAGUUCACUCGGACAGUUAGAAAGAUGGAAUUUUAAUUUUGAGCACUUUUUCAUUAGUCCGACGGCUCAAAAUAUUAAAGACUGCUACAUGCUGAACGUGUUCUGAAUCUGUUGAAAUCCCAACAGCAGUGAGUGUAUUGUGUGGGGUAUUUUUAUUGUUUAUGAUAUAGAAUAAAUCUAUUGAGAAUUA